Molecule: messenger RNA, 1501 nt
Organism: Bursaphelenchus okinawaensis
Lineage: Eukaryota; Metazoa; Nematoda; Chromadorea; Rhabditida; Aphelenchoididae
Source: the annotation of a GenBank genome assembly
AUGACGAAUCAAGUUGCUACGCUCAAGUUCAACGCUGUUAUCGAAGGAAUCGACAAAGUUGGCUAUUUCGUUAGUAAGUUUUACAUUUUUUCUAUAUUUUUCUUGAAUUUUAGAGAGAUUGAUAGGAGUUUCCGAAUUCUACGCCAAGUCUACGUUGAUUUUGACCAUCAGCGAAGACAGUUUUGUGCUUUGCAAAGGUGUGGACAGCGUUUUAUCCUCAACUAUCACUGAGCUCUGGCUGAAUAAUGUAAGAAAAUAAACAUGAAAACACAGAAAGAAUAUGUCUUAAUCGAAAAAGUAGUUAUAAAUUUUGAUUUAGCAAAUAGUGAAAAUUCGUUAAAAGGACUUUUUUAUCGGAAAAUUGAUACGGAUUUACCUUUUUGACCAGAACUUUCUUCCAAAAUUAGAUAGAGAUUUGAAACUUUCUGUGAUUUUAGGUCAUUCAUUUAGCCAACUACCACAAUGUUAAGAUUUUUCAAAUUCAUACGCAUCUUCAAAUUACAGUAGAUCUAGCAGGCCAUUAUUAUAUAAACCUUAGAAAAUUAUAUAAAACUAACUUAAUUCAAGAAUUCAGAAGCAAUGUUUCGACCAAUAUGAAUUUAUGGAGACAGAAAGAGGCCAGGUUUCAUUUGAGAUCGAAUCAGACCAACUGAAUGAUGUUCUACGAGGUAUAGAAGUUUACAAACAACGGGUUGAUAUGCUGAAGCUGAGAGUGGCACAAGUGGAUUCAAACCUCUACCUACGAAUUAAAAUCCCAAAUCUUAAUGCUACACACGAUAUUAACACAGAGUUAAAGCCGCUGGCUGACCUAACCGAGUAUCGGAUGCCGGUGAACAAUAAAGACUAUGUAAGGAAGUUAUAGUGGGUAAAUUAACCUUGAUUUCAGACCUCAGCAAUCAUCCCAGAGUCUGGUAAAUUGGAGAGAAUACUGACUGGAUUCAAAAACAUGGAUCAUCCGACUGUUGAGUUUCUGCUAUGGGUUUCGAAAAAGCAAUUGCGGAUUUCUGGUUCUGAUACGGACUGUUCUAGUACUAUAAUAAUGAAGGAUUUGGAUGUUACUCAAAAGAUAAAUGGUAAUGUCUUCUUCUGACUUAAAACAAAGCUCUUAAAGCUAUUAUUAAAGUCAGUAAAGUAGCGUUUAACUGUAAAAAGGGAUUGUCCGUUGCAAAAUGCGGAGAUAACGUUAUCGCCAUUUUAAACUUUUUGAAAAUUUCAGGUGAGGAUGAUGCAGAUAUACUAGACAAAAUGAAAGUGCGGAUAAGUCUUCAAAAUUUGCAUACUGUCCUAAAAGGCUUCUUGGAUUCUCGAGAACCAGUGGAAGUUCGUAAGUUUUUUAAAUUUUUAAUUUAGAAAUAAAAAAAAGUUGUAACAAAAAUUAGGUGGUUGUCUACUAUAUUAUAAUUUAUGAUUUUCAGGGGUCACAAACCAAAACUCGGCCAGAUUUGUUGUUCAAAAGACAGAUGGUAUUUUUACUCUACACCUAUCUCACAUUCAUGAUUAA